Molecule: messenger RNA, 1208 nt
Organism: Annulohypoxylon maeteangense
Lineage: Eukaryota; Fungi; Ascomycota; Sordariomycetes; Xylariales; Hypoxylaceae
Exons: 1
Coding region: 147-1016 (289 amino acids)
Source: RefSeq, a predicted model, not a curated record
CAAAGGGUCAUGGGCAUUUGCUAAAUUAUCAUGUAUUGAGCUCGAGUGAAACAAAAUUCGAGCAUCCGAAAAGCCCAACCUAUAGGUUUCAUUCCGUAAGGGACUCCUUCAACAAAUUGACUAGGUCCAGUCUCGAUCUUUUACGGAUGGCUGCCCCAUCUCCGCCGACAGCAAUACAUGUUACACAACAUCAGAAACCGGAGUCUUGGCUAGAUCAUUCGUCUACGCAUGUACAUUCUCGAGCAAGCCACGAACUAUCUCCUCAUAUGAUAGGAACGCCAUCAACUCCACUCCACGGAAAUUCGCCAAGGGUGCAUCAGAACACAUCCUCUCACCAGGAGCAUGGACAUAGGCGUGGACAUUCCCCAACACAUCUUCAGGUUGAAGACGUUAGGUAUCCACGAGAUAGAUUUCUAGGCUCCUCGUCCGCUCCCUCAACUACUCUCCAUUCACACCAAACCCCCGAAAAGUCUAGUCAUACCCACCACUUGGUAUAUGAACAUUCCCGAGCUGAGACCGUUAGGCCUAGAACGAAAUACCCUGAUAUUCGAGUCGAUACUCAUACGAUAUUCGAAGAUGAACGAUCUUCGUUGAGCUCUACGAUCCGUGCAUGCCAUUCUCCGCCACAACCUCGACAAAUCGUACUUGACGCAGAUGAGGCCACUACAUCUUGGGGCCAUACUUCAACUCUAGGACUAGUGGAGGACUCCGCCUCGAUUUCCAACGAAACAUCUGACGUCGAGAUACACCGUCCGAGUCCUAUUGCGCCUCCGAACCACGAUUGUAAUUGGAAAGAACGCUAUCUAGCAUUGGCGACAGAGAUCCGGUCACUGAAGGCCGAGCUAUCCACUCGAGCAUCACUAAGAGGCACGGAUAUUGAUUAUACGGGGUUUGGUGAUGAGAGUUCUACAAAUGAUGAUGAGGAUUUGGGUAUACUGGGAGUAACAAUUAUCCUGCACAUGAGGGGAAGAGAGGAUCUGGUUAUCAAGACGGACUUGACACAAGAUCCUGGAUAAGAUGAUACCAGCUAUGGUAUAUGUGGGAGUCGGAGGAUCAUUGACACUCGUUCACGAUGAGGGGGCACAAAAAUUAGAGGACGAGGGUAUCAAGCCGCUUGAUGAACUUAGAUGAACCUGUGGUAGUAUAGAGGAAACUUUUCGAUAGGUUUUACAUAUCAUUAUUAUUAUACUAGUAUCCAACACCCGUGC